Messenger RNA from Mytilus trossulus (common blue mussel), 2003 nucleotides. RefSeq names its product putative ammonium transporter 3. Bases 112 to 1644 code for a protein of 510 amino acids. Gene Ontology annotation, molecular function: ammonium channel activity. Lineage: Eukaryota; Metazoa; Mollusca; Bivalvia; Mytilida; Mytilidae. Gene Ontology annotation, cellular component: plasma membrane. The record is from RefSeq and is a predicted model, not a curated record. The transcript is spliced from 7 exons. Gene Ontology annotation, biological process: ammonium homeostasis; ammonium transmembrane transport.
UAAUUCAAUUCAAUAGACACCGAUCUAUAAACAGUACACUAUGGAUUCUGAAGGACUGAAUUUAAGGAAUAUGAAAAAUUCUGCGAAUUCAAAUCAUGGACUUCACGCUGCAUGAAUAUGGCAAAUAAUUCAACUACAGCUUUAGACUCUGAUGGUGCAGUAGCUAUUGUAAAUAACUUAACAUGGGACGAUGCAACGUGGAUAUUAACCAGUUCUUUCAUUAUUUUCACUAUGCAAUCAGGUUUUGGGCUUUUAGAAUCCGGUGCCGUGACCAGGAAAAAUGAGGUAAACAUAAUGAUCAAAAAUGCAGCCGAUGUUAUCUUUGGUGGUAUAAGUUACUGGAUGGUAGGAUUUGGAAUAAGUUUUGGAAAAGACGAAGGAUCAAAUGGAUUUAUUGGAGUAGGGUAUUUUUUCGUUGACUCUAAUGGCCCGGAUAUGGGUCAGUUAUUUGCAACAUUUGUCUUUCAGUUAUCAUUUGCAACCACAGCAACAACUAUAGUGUCCGGUGCAAUGGCUGAACGAACUAAAUUAACAUCCUACAUGGUAUACAGUUUCUUUAACACUUAUGUUUACUGUAUACCAGCGCAUUGGGUGUGGGAUAACAAUGGAUUCUUGAACAAAUUAGGAUGUGUAGAUAUUGCAGGGUCAGGAGUUGUACAUCUAUGUGGAGGAACGGCUGCAUUGGUAGCUACGUACUUGUUAAAACCUCGUACAGGAAGAUACGAGAAUGGAGCACAACGACCUAUAUUAGGAAACCCAGUCAAUACAAUACUUGGAUUAUUUAUGUUAUGGUGGGGAUGGCUAGGGUUUAAUUGUGGAAGUACUUUUGGAAUAUCGGGAGGUAAAUGGAAGCUAGCUGCCAAAUCAGCUGUUAUAACCAUGAAUGGAUCUGUAGGCGCAGGCUUUGCUGGUAUCGUUUUAAGUGUAAUUUUAUACAAGGGUAAAUAUGAUGUGUCAACAAUAGUAAACAGUGUAUUAGGUGGGAUGGUUGGUGUCACAGCAAGUUGUGCAGUUAUACGACCUUGGGAAGCUGUGAUAACGGGUGCUAUUGGUGGUAUUUUAAGUGUAUUUGGAGCAAAACUACUUGAUAAGAUGAAACUUGAUGACCCUGUUGGCGCAAUAUCUGUCCACGGCGUAUGUGGAUUGUGGGGUAUGUUAGCUGUUGGUAUAUUUGCACAGAAGGAUAAAUUUCAGAAUUUGACAAGGGGAAGAAACGGUCUAGUUCACGGUGGAGGAUUCUAUUUAUUAGGUGUACAGGUGUUAACAUGCGUUUCCAUAAUGACAUGGUCGAUAUUUGGAACUUUUCUUAUAUUAUGGUCAUUAAAGAAGACUGUUGGUAUUCGACUGUCUCUAGAGGAAGAAGAAUUAGGUGCAGAUUUCGUGGAACACAAUAUAGACAGCAACAACAGAAAUGAUUCCAACAUCAUAUUUUCAUCCAGACGUACCAGUCGAAUUCCGUCUUCAGUUUCUACAAUAACAAAAGAGACCUCCCAAAUGAUCACAAUUUCCGGAAACAUUCGUAAUGCAACACAUAGAACUGAUGAGAACGAAAAUAAUGCAUUUUAUAGGUUUCUUGAUCAGGUUAUAACAAAACUGAAAAGAAAUCGUGAAAUCGCACCUGCAGACGAUAUAAAUUUGUUGUGAACUUGCACACGACUUACGUUAGCUUACGAUACAAGUAUGCUUUAUAAACAACAAUAUAUGUACUAUAGCAACUAAUAAGUAACUGGUUUUAACUUGCCUCCAAGCAAAGGUCUCUCUCAUUCCGCUUACAGACAAAGUUAUGCUACUAUAUUACAAGAACGGAAACUACAGAAAAACCAACCUGUGUCGAAUAACAAUUCCUAUCAUUUUUGUACCUUGAAUUUUUUUCUUUUAUGAAGUCAUUUGAUUUCAAUGCUGAUUAAAUCUUAAAAAUGAAAAUCUCAAUACAUCAACUACUAUAUUGUUUUUUACGUUUCACACAGUAACACAUUUGUGGAAUUCCUUAAGAAAAAAAUAUU